Messenger RNA from Camarhynchus parvulus, 1929 nucleotides. It is a transcript of the gene SLC24A1, whose product is annotated as solute carrier family 24 member 1. The record is from RefSeq and is a predicted model, not a curated record. Gene Ontology annotation, molecular function: calcium channel activity; calcium, potassium:sodium antiporter activity. Gene Ontology annotation, cellular component: membrane. The transcript has 9 exons. Gene Ontology annotation, biological process: calcium ion transmembrane transport; long-term synaptic potentiation; long-term synaptic depression. The coding region runs from base 1 to 1929 and encodes 642 amino acids. Lineage: Eukaryota; Metazoa; Chordata; Aves; Passeriformes; Thraupidae.
AUGCAUUUACCACGGAGGAGGCGGCUACGGAGGAACCGAAUCUUUUUUUUGCUUGCCAUAGUGUUGGUCCUCUCUUUCUACCAGCUCCAGUCCAGCCCCUCUCCCCUUCCAGCAUCACACAGAGCCCCUCAACCCACGGACCCUGCCAAAGUGACCUCCAGGGACCUCCCCAGCAACAAGACUGCUGUAAGAGGCAAUGGCACAGCACCCAAAAUAAGGCACUGCAUCUAUGUGGAUCCUGAGCCAGCUGUGCCCGUCACCACGUCAGUGGGCACAACACCACAGCAAGAAAAUGCCAGUGAAAGCUCCCCAGAUGCAAAACCACCCUAUGAGUCCAAAGGAGAAUAUCCCCAGGACCUGUUUAGUGUGGAAGAACGCAGGCAAGGGUGGGUUGUACUUCACAUCUUUGGCAUGAUGUAUGUAUUUGUGGCCUUGGCCAUAGUGUGUGAUGAGUAUUUUGUCCCUGCUUUGGGAGUGAUCACUGAGAAGCUGGAGAUCUCUGAAGAUGUGGCUGGAGCCACCUUCAUGGCAGCAGGUGGAUCAGCACCAGAACUCUUCACGUCCCUCAUAGGUGUCUUCAUCUCACACAGCAAUGUCGGCAUCGGUACCAUUGUGGGCUCAGCAGUGUUUAAUAUCCUCUUUGUCAUUGGCACCUGUGCCCUCUUCUCGAGGCAGAUACUCCACCUGACAUGGUGGCCCUUAUUUAGAGACAUCACAUUCUACAUUGUAGACUUACUGAUGCUCAUCCUGUUUUUCCUAGACAGUGUCAUUGAUUGGUGGGAAAGCCUCCUUUUACUGACUGCCUAUGCCACAUACGUGUUCACCAUGAAACAUAACAUGUUCCUGGAGCAAUGGGUGAAGCAGGAGCUGAAAAAGAAGCUAAAUGCUGUGCAGGCAGCAUCAGCAGAGCACAUGCGGAAGCCUGGGCCAGCCCUGCAGCGGGGCAGCAGCUCGGCCUCCCUGCACAACUCUCAGAUGCGCGGCACCAUCGUCCAGCUCAUGAUCCACACCCUGGACCCCCUGGCAGAAGCAAAAUUUAAAGACAGGGUUGACACCCUGAGCAAAUUGGCCAAGGCCAAGGCUGAGACCCUGGAAGGACAAGGCUCCCAGCCAGAAGAGGGAAAGAAAGCACCAAGCAACGUCCAGGUAACUCCUGCCAGUGACUCUGAGCCCAGCAAAGACACACAGAAGGCAGAUGUGCCACAGGAUGGACAGGUGCCCCCCCCAUCAAGCAGUGACACCUCAGACGACAGCAGCUCUGAGAGCCAGGAGGACAGUGAUAGUGACAGCACAGAGAGUGAUGACAACGAUGAGCCCUUAUCUCUGGAAUGGCCAGAAUCAAGGACAAAACAAGCGAUUUACCUCUUUCUCUUUCCCAUUGUCUUUCCUCUCUGGAGCACUCUGCCUGAUGUCAGAAACUCGGAAUCAAAAAAAUUCUUUGUCAUCACAUUUUUUGGAUCCAUCCUCUGGAUUGCUGCAUUCUCUUAUCUCAUGGUGUGGUGGGCUCACCAGGUUGGUGAAACCAUUGGGAUCUCAGAGGAAAUUAUGGGGUUAACCAUACUGGCAGCAGGCACAUCCAUCCCUGACCUCAUCACCAGUGUCAUCGUGGCCCGGAAGGGCCUGGGGGACAUGGCUGUGUCCAGCUCUGUGGGCAGCAACAUCUUUGACAUCACUGUUGGCCUACCAGUUCCCUGGUUCCUUUUUUCUAUCUUCAAUGGCCUCAGCCCUGUGGCAGUCAGCAGCAAUGGUUUGUUUUGUGCAAUUGUUCUCCUUUUCCUCAUGCUCCUGUUUGUGAUUAUCUCUAUUGCUGUCUGUAAAUGGAAAAUGAACAAAUUACUGGGGCUCACCAUGUUUGCUCUAUACUUUGUGUUUCUGAUCAUCAGUGUGAUGUUAGAGGACAAGAUAAUAUCCUGCCCGGUGUCUGUAUGA